CAUUAAUCCGAAAGUAGACAUAUUCGUUUGUUAUAAUUCAUAUUAAAACGCAAUAUGGCUACAGCUCUGACACCUCAACAAGAGCUGGCUACAAAGGCUUUCUUAGAAACAGUAAACGUAUCUCGUGGACGUCGGAGGAUAGGGCCAGUUUCUUGGUCAACUGCCGUAAAAUUUCUGCUUGCAAGAAAAUUUGACGUGACACGUGCUGUAGCUUUAUACGAACAACAUGAAAUUACAAGACUACGUGAAGGCCUUAUAAAUUUUGACCCUACCGCUGAUCCACUAUGUGAUGAAUUAAAAACUGGAAAAUUUACAAUAUUGUCAAGUCGUGAUGCUAGUGGUGCCGCAAUUGCCUUAUUUACCGCAAAUUUACAUAUACCACAAAAAUGUAGUCAUCAAACAACAUUACAGGGUGUCGUAUAUCAACUAGAUGCUGCACUUAGUUCACCACAAACACAACGUAGUGGACUUGUUUUUAUAUAUGAUAUGUCAGAUUCGAAGUAUUCAAAUUUUGAUUAUGAUCUAUCACAGAAAAUUUUAACGUUACUAAAGGGUGCAUAUCCAGCAAAAUUAAAAAAAGUAUUAAUUGUAACAGCACCAUUGUGGUUUAAAGCACCAUUUAGAAUAUUACGAUUAUUUGUUCGUGAAAAAUUACGUGAACGAGUGUACACAGUGUCUAUCCCACAGUUAACACAACAUAUACCCAGAUCAUCAUUACCACCUCACCUCGGAGGUGAUCUCGCGGUGGACCACUCUGCUUGGUUAAAACAGUGUCAUGCUGAAGUGGACGAAGAGUACAUAUCAGCACCAUCUACUGAUACCGCUGCAUCACAAUUGGAAGUUAUGCCUUCAGUAUUAAUGAAUCCACAAAUACCACAGCAUAACGAAAAUUUAUCGCCACAAAAGAAUAAUAUAAUUGGUCAUGAUCGAGGUGACAUAAAUGUAGAUAUAUGGGGUGAAGAGGCUGGUAUAAAUCCACCAAGUAGUGCAUCUAGCGGAUUUUCUGAUGAUGAUUCAUUACAUGGUGAUGGUGCUGCCAUGACGAUAGAACAAAUAAUAGAUUAUGUGCGUGAACGUGGACGAAUCGGUUUAGUGCAAGACUAUGCAGAAAUACGUGCGCGUCCACCAGAUGGUAGUUUUAAUAUUGCGCGUUUAAGAAAUAAUUUACCAAAAAAUAGGUAUACAGACGUUUUGUGUUUUGAUCACAGUCGAGUGCUUUUAUCUCAAAUUGAUGGCGAUUCAUGUAGUGAUUAUAUUAAUGCUAAUUUUGUAGACGGAUAUAAACAAAAAAAUGCUUAUAUAUCAACCCAAGGACCAUUACCGAAAACUGCUGGAGAUUUUUGGAGAAUGGUUUGGGAACAACAUACACUAGUUGUAGUAAUGACAACAAGAGUAACAGAACGUGGUCGUGUAAAAUGUCAUCAAUAUUGGGAAACAGAUAUUGGUGGGCUCAUGACUCAUGGAUUCUUCAAUGUCCGUACUACAGCCAUUGAAACACUUCCAGAUUAUACUAUUAGUACCAUAGAACUCACAAAUCUCAAGACUGAUGAAGUACGUACAAUAUCACAUCUACAGUUUACGUCUUGGCCCGAUUAUGGAGUACCGCGAUCAGCAUUAGCAAUGUUGGAUUUCCUAGCCAAAGUACGGCAAGAACAAGCAGCAGCUGUAGCUGCUUUAAGUGAUACAUGGGCUGGUCAUCCUCGCGGUCCACCAAUCGUUGUACACUGUAGUGCUGGUAUUGGUCGCACAGGAACUUUUUGUACGUUAGACAUAUGCAUCUCUAGAUUGGAAGAUAUUGGUACAGCGGAUGUACGUGGAACAGUAGAAAAAAUACGUUCACAGCGAGCAUAUUCAAUACAAAUGCCAGAUCAAUAUGUAUUUUGCCAUCUUGCAUUAAUUGAAUAUGCAUUAUCCAAAGAACUGGUAUCUUCUGCGGAUUUAACAGGAUUUGAUAAUUCACCUGAAGAUGAUUCAGAUUAAUUAUUGUUGACUAUUAUAUUUAUUUAAAUUAUUUUUAAACUUAGGUCUAUAUUUAAAAAAAAAUUCAAAAAAAAUAAAUCAUGUAUGUUUGAAUUAUUGUUUCGUGUUAGACUA
Messenger RNA from Chrysoperla carnea, 2094 nucleotides. RefSeq names its product tyrosine-protein phosphatase non-receptor type 9 (gene Ptpmeg2). The record is from RefSeq and is a predicted model, not a curated record. Gene Ontology annotation, molecular function: protein tyrosine phosphatase activity. NCBI's taxonomy places the organism in Eukaryota, Metazoa, Arthropoda, Insecta, Neuroptera, Chrysopidae. The coding region runs from base 55 to 1980 and encodes 641 amino acids. Gene Ontology annotation, biological process: protein dephosphorylation. The transcript is spliced from 8 exons.